AAAUUGUAAAUUAGGAAAAUUCACAUAAAAUUCGUACAUUUCUGAAAAAUACAUCAUUCAAUGAUAUAAAAAUAAAAGAAAAAGGGAAAAUCUGCUCCGAAAAAAUACCAUGGUUACAUUAUAGUGACCAUUGAAUAAUCGCGCGUCUUCCAGCUGCUGUUUCGUGGCUUAUUCUGAUUCGACGCAGCAGCUGGAAGUUGACUGAGCAUUCGCCAGAAAAUAUAUAAUCAUAAUAAUAAAAAAAAAUUGAGUAUACUAGAUACUCUCGCUAAACCGGGUUCCGAAGGUUAUAAAAAAAUAAACAUUUCCAAAUAUAAUAAAUAAUAAACAAAUAAAAAAAAAGAAUUACAAAAGAAGACGAUUUUGGAAAAAUUAAACAAAUCCAACAAAAAUAGAUUCUAUUAUCAAAAAAAAAUUACUGUAGUUUAAAAAUUACAAAAACUGGUUUUUUGGAAGGACAUUUAUGUACACAGAGAUAAAAAAAAAGAAGAUUUCUUAUCAUAAAAGUGUGAAGGUUGACCAGUAAAAAAACGUGCUAAGUGAACAUUCCACAUUGCGAAAAAAAGAAUUCAGUAUUAAAUUUUGCAGUUUUCAUAUUUUCAAAUUUCUAUUUUCACUCCACAAAAUGCAAAAUGUAUUACAUUCCAUUUUUACAAUAUUAAUUGUUGUUGGUUUACAAUUUACGACCGCUGAAGACUGUAAAGGAUGUGUUCCAUUAGAUUCAAGUUCAUUCGAUAAGAUAAUUGGAAAAUUUAAAGUUGCUGCUGUUAAAUUCGAUGUCGCCUUUCCCUACGGAGAGAAACACGAGGAAUAUGGAAAAGUUGCCGAAGCAACGAGAAAUUCGCCCGAUAUUUUAAUAGCCGAGGUAGGAAUAAAAGAUUUUGGCAAUAAGGACAAUACGGAUCUUGCCGAUCGUUUUAAUGUAAAAAAAGACGAAUAUCCAGCAAUAUUACUAUUCGUAAAUGGAAGAAAGGAACCAUUUAAAUUCGUCACCGAAACUGACGAUCAAUUUACAUCGGAAAAUAUCAAACGAUUCAUUAAAGCAAAAUCCGGCGUUUAUAUCGGCCUACCAGGUUGUAUAGAAAAAUUGGACAAACUUGCAGAGGAGUUCAAGUCAUCAAAUGAGAAAAAUAGACAGGAAAUUUUGAGUAAGGCGAAAAUCUACGAGGAGACAUUGUCAGAGGCACAAAGAACGGCAGCAAAAGUUUAUAUAAAAACAAUGGAAAGAAUAAUGGAUCGCGGUAAUGUAUUUGUACAAACUGAACAAACAAGAAUUGACGGACUUUUAAAAGGAAAACUAUCCAAGGAAAAGAAACGUUCAAUGGAGGAGAGAAAGAAUAUAUUACAAUCAUUUUCCCAUAAAGACGAAUUAUAAGCAACUUUAUAUUAAGAGAAAAAAAAUGCAACUAUUGCGACAUAUAGAACAUUCACAUUUUUUUCUAAGUGUACGAAAAUUAAAAAAAUCCAUUCAAAAGUAAAAAGUACUUUUGCACAAAAAAAAAAAAAAUUAUAUUUAUCCUAAUAUAGUAUAAAACUUAAUAUAGUGAUAUGAUUUUUUAGUCUUGGAAAAAAGGCUGAAGCAUUUGUGAUAUCAAUUUUUAUAAAAAGGAUUCUCAAGUUUUUUGAAAAUACUAAAAAUACUAAAAAUAUUAAAAAUAUUGAAAAUAUUAAAAAUAUUGAAGAUAUUGGAAAUUUUGUACAGCUGAGAAAAUUUUUACUUAAGAACCUAUUUAUUACUUUUCUUUAAUGACAGAUCUCACUAGUAAUAUAUUCACUUGUUCUAAUAUACUUUGUCGCUUCUUGUUCGUAAAAAAAAUCACAGAUUCCAUGUAUAAUAUCAGUAUAUAAGUAUCAUCUUAUUAAUAAAAAAAUUGAAGAUUUAUUAAAAA
Leptopilina heterotoma is the source of this 1889-nucleotide messenger RNA. It is a transcript of the gene wbl, whose product is annotated as endoplasmic reticulum resident protein 29. The transcript is spliced from 3 exons. The coding region runs from base 626 to 1375 and encodes 249 amino acids. Lineage: Eukaryota; Metazoa; Arthropoda; Insecta; Hymenoptera; Figitidae. Gene Ontology annotation, biological process: protein secretion. The record is from RefSeq and is a predicted model, not a curated record. Gene Ontology annotation, cellular component: endoplasmic reticulum; endoplasmic reticulum lumen.